Ordospora colligata OC4 is the source of this 240-nucleotide messenger RNA. RefSeq lists its product as uncharacterized. Bases 1 to 240 code for a protein of 79 amino acids. The transcript has a single exon. The record is from RefSeq and is a predicted model, not a curated record. NCBI's taxonomy places the organism in Eukaryota, Fungi, Microsporidia, Ordosporidae.
AUGAACCAUAAAGACAAGAACAAAAGGAUUCAGCUGCUGAAUGAUUUGGGACGGUUCAAAGGAAAGAAAAUAACAGUGACAUUUAUUGACGGAAAGUCUCUGACUGGAAGACUUCUCUCGUUUGAUGAGGUUGGAAACUGUGUGCUCAAGAAAUGUGGAGAGUGGGUGUAUGGAGAAUCGGUGGUGUGCUUAGGACGAAGCAUUGUGCUGGUUUGCAUGGGUGUUCCACAUGUUCUAUAG